Molecule: messenger RNA, 2556 nt
Organism: Drosophila teissieri
Lineage: Eukaryota; Metazoa; Arthropoda; Insecta; Diptera; Drosophilidae
Gene: meso18E
Exons: 5
Coding region: 465-2117 (550 amino acids)
Source: RefSeq, a predicted model, not a curated record
UAGUUGGAAUCUCAGGACGGCAGACUACGGAGAACGGUAAAUCGCGUGCAGCGUUGUCCGGAGAAAGAGAAUUGCGCGCGCGUUUGCUAUUCUCUUCUUUCUUCUUCACUGUACUUUUCUCUCAGUGCAAAUGCAGGUCAGCGAAAGCUUCUCGUGCACACGCAUACACACACACGCACAAUCGCCGCGCUUUAGCCAUUAACCGUUAAGUGCCGCAAGGUUACACUGCGUUCACACUAGUUACAUUUGAAAUGCAAACGCCGCCAGUCUACCGCAGAAUCCGCAACAACAACAAAAGAAGCAACAACAACAAGCACAGCCGGAGAGUCCGCCAUUGAAACACUCGCAAGAAUCCGCAGCGGAUCGGAGAAGAGGCCAGCAGAAAGACAAGAUCCCCAUCCAGCAUUGCGCCUGCUCAGCAGAAUCGGGCCAUCCAGAAGCUGCUGACAACACAGAAUUCCCAAAUGGAGACAAAGAAUCCCCCGCCGGUGACGAGCAGCUAUCACCACCAGCGGGCGCCGCGGACGCCGGAGUCGUACUUCAACGUGCCGGAAUCGGUGGCCCUGCUGAACAUCGUCAAGUCGGAGCGCAUCCAGAGCGCGUUCCAGUCGAACCGGAAGAACCAUGCCAGCGUGUGGGAGAUGGUGGCCGAGGUGCUCAACCGCUUCAGUGCCCGGAAGCGGACGGCCAAGCAGUGCUGCAACCGGUACGAGAACCUUAAGAAGAUCUACACGCAGCUGAAGAAGAAUCCCGAGCGCCACGUCCGCCGCAACUGGCCAUACAUGUUCCUCUUCAAGGAGAUCGAGGAGCAGCGCGGCGAGUGCUGGGGAUCGAAUGGCAAGCGCCUGGCGCUCAUAACCAAGAACCACAACGAGCUCUCCUACUACCAGCGCCGGCGGCAGGCGGCCGAGCUGGGAGUGCUGCUCAACAAGGACAACCUCACCCCGCACCAGCACAGCCUCCUGCAAAGCCUUAGCCAGAGCCAAAGCCAGAGCCACUCGCACGCCCACUCAACGGAUUCCUCGCAGAGCGGGAGCAAGCUGGAGCGCUUCCUGCCCAACCACUUUGUGGAGACGCAGCUGAGCGAGGUGGCCGGCCCGGUCGGUGGAUCCGCAUCCGGCGUAUCCGGCCUGUCCGCCGGCGGCUUUGACGAGAAUCCCCUCCAGAUGCAGAUGGUUCAAGCAGCUGCUGCCGCUGCCGCCGUGGCCGCCCAUAAGCGACAUGAGCUCCAGAUGGCCAGCGUUGGCGGCGUCCAAAUGGCGCCUGAGGACGACGACGAGGAUGAGCCCCACCGGCCAGCAUUUAAAAACCACCUCCACAGCCUGGGUCAUGGCCAUGCUCUCGGCUUGGGUCACGCGCCACUGGACGACUCCGGCGAAGCACCCGACUUCGAAAAGGACUGCAAUGGAGCACUCAACAUGCACCACCAGAACAACAACCACAACGAGAACCACAUAUCAAUGAAGUCGGAGCCACUUUCGGAGGGGGAAUUCAAUCCGGACGACAUCCAGCUGAUGCAGACGAACUACAAUGGGGCGCAGAACUACUAUUCGCCGGGCAUGGAUCCGAAUAUACUGCACCCCGACGUGAUCGUCGACACAGACAUCCUGUCCGAUUGCUCCUCAUCGACAACGCUGAAGAAGAAGCGCAAGAUGUCCACCUCCACCGACGGCGACAGCACCAAUUACGAGCUGAUUGAGUACCUGAAGCGGCGCGAGAAGCGGGACGAAGAGUUCCUCAAGCGGAUGGAUGCGCGCGAGGAUCGCCUGAUGAACCUGCUGGAGCGCACUGUGGUGGCCAUUGAAACGCUGGCCGUAAAGCGGGCACUUUCGUUUCCAGUGGCAAUCAAAGAGAACACGCCAGCGACAACCAGACCAUUUUCACCGCCACCAGGGGCUCAGUUUGCAGCGCCACCAGCUACACAGGAGCAGCCCAGUCCGGAGCGCAACGGCAAUCCGACAGACAGGGGCGGCACCGUUCCCGUCGCGAUUGAGGAUGCCGCCAUUGAGGUGCCCGACGACGGCGAUAGCGGUGACGAUGCUCAGGUGAAGGACAAGCUGGCCAAGCUGGUACCGAAGGCUGGCGGAGAUGACCGGGCGGAUGCCAGGCAGACGUAGAAUAGAAUGCACCCACUACUUUAACAUACAGUCGCUCGCUAGAUCUACUUAAGACUUCUACCUAUAAACCCUCCCUACCACCACUCCCGACCGGAUGGCGGAGAGGAUACAGUGCCAAAGAAGAGCCAUGUCUCGAAUUUCAAUUGAGAUUGCCAUUUUUACUUAGAGAAUCUACAAACGUGCUUAGCGGACGAAAGAAACUUAAUGGAAUGUUAGGCACCGCAAUUUUUGUUGAAGCGAUGAUCUUAAUUCUCUUAAUUAGCUUUUAGUUAGGCGGAAUCCCACCUACGGAUGCCAAAUGAAUCUCAACACAGCCGGAUUCACACCGCUACGAUAAUCUAGUUGGAGCUGCAACGGGGCUCAAAUGCAUUUGUGCAGUAACUAAAGCACAAACAUUUCUUUUUUUUUUGUAAUCUAGAUGAAUACAUGUACCAUUUAA